CUAGCCCCAUACUAUUCUCAAGCCUGUCUCGGAGCUCAAGCACAUUGUCUUCAAUUGGGAAUUUUGUAGUGGUCCGCUAACUUUUGCCUCUGACUUGUUCUUGUCUGUGUGCUGGAUUACUUGUACAUUACAUGUACUGGAUUUAUUUGCUGAACUUUUCCUCUUCUCCUCUGUUCCUGCUACUUGGAAUAUUCAUGUAGACCUCUGGACUGUUUUAUAGGCCUGCCUCUGCCUUAUCCUUGUCUAGCUGUCGUUGCAGAAUUUGUGAGCUAGAUCCUGGUCCUGCUGACUCCACACGUGAAUCUGCACUCAGAAUGCUUUACCUGACCUGUUCCUCAAAGUUGGCCACUAUGAGAAGACUCCUGGGCAGCAGCUUUCCAGAGUCACUGAAGGAAAUGACAGAUCCCUUGGAUCCUUACACCAAUACAUACUUUCUCUUCAGUAAAGACCCACAGAGUCUACACAGGAUGCUGCAAGAUCCCCAGACUGUAAACUGGAAGCAAGAGUUACAGAUACAAGGGUGCCAGCCACAGUUGGGGAAGGUGCUUGAAGAAGUCAGUUCCACUUAUGGAAGCAAAAUGCACACAACAAGUAACCUGUUAUACAUGAAGGAUAAGACAGAGGAAGAGGAACUGAAGAACUGCACAAUAAGACCCCGGAAGCUUCCACGGGUACCAGAAAAUCUUCUUAAGAAAAGAAGGAAAUACCAGGGGCUAAAAGCAGCAGAAGCUAAGCGAGCCUUAGAAGAAAAAAGAAAGGUUCAGCCCGGGAAACAAAUCAAAUUUAAACGUUUAGAGACACUUGUCCGCAACUCCCGGAGAAAACUGAGAGAUGAUACCAGAUUGCGGAGGAUGGAAAUUUACAACAGAGGGCCCAAAUUGGCCAAUCAAAAACUUGCAUUUGUAGCGAGAAUUAUGGACAUUCAGGGGGUCAGCCCAGCUGUAUUGCGUGUCCUCAAGAACCUUCGGCUAGGGGACAUUUUCUCUGGAACCUUUGUGAAGUUGACACCAGAAUCUGUGAAGAUGUUACAAGUUGUUGAACCAUACGUUGCUUGGGGUUUCCCAAACUUGAAGUCUGUACGCGAAUUGAUCUUAAAGCGGGGGCAAACAGUGGUGAAAGGCAAAAAAGUGCCGCUCACCGACAAUAACAUGAUUGAAGAGCAACUAGGACAGCUUGGGAUUAUCUGCCUAGAAGAUGUGAUCCAUGAGUUGUAUUCAGCAGGAAACCAUUUUACUCGCGUCAAUAGGUUCUUAUGCCCUUUCCAGCUGUCUAUAUCCCGUCACGCCGGUGUUAACAGGAAGGGAUAUAUCACUGAGGUUGGAGACCCUGGAAACAGGGGCAUUGGCAUUAAUCAGCUUAUCCGAAAACUCAAUUAAAGGCAGGAUUGGUUCUUCUGAAUGAAUCAUGCCAUCUUCAUUAUCUAGAAGAUUUCCAGUGGACAUAUUUGUGGAUAUUAUUUCUUUGAUAUAAUACCGAUUUGAACUUUGGAUACCAUUAUUCGACCUGAUGCUUUGUAAAACGUCACAGGCAAGGGAUGCUGCAAGCAGACAUUUACAUCAAAGUGCAGAAGAGGCGUAAACAACCUAUGGACAGACUAUUGGAGCUGUUCUCUCUGAUGAUCCACUUUUCACACUCUGAAGAAUUUAUGUAAAUAACUUUGCAGAAAAUAAAUGUGGGUUUGGUGUAAACAUGGCAUUGCAUUGUACAUCCGCUCUAUAAAGUUUAGGCCUUGGGGGGAAAAAACAAACAUUUGAUUACUUUCAUCCAGAGUACUCUUGUAUACGUCUGUAGAUUUUUUUUGAGACUUUUAAGUAUUACUCAUUCCUCUUAUUUUAAUUUAAAGUUUAUAUUUGUAAAAAAAUAAAUAAAAUUCUAUUCUGGCCCAUUC
Molecule: messenger RNA, 1888 nt
Organism: Pseudophryne corroboree (corroboree frog)
Lineage: Eukaryota; Metazoa; Chordata; Amphibia; Anura; Myobatrachidae
Gene: RPL7L1
Product: ribosomal protein L7 like 1
Exons: 10
Coding region: 315-1376 (353 amino acids)
Biological process (GO): maturation of LSU-rRNA from tricistronic rRNA transcript (SSU-rRNA, 5.8S rRNA, LSU-rRNA)
Cellular component (GO): mitochondrion; cytosolic large ribosomal subunit
Molecular function (GO): RNA binding; structural constituent of ribosome; glycine N-acyltransferase activity
Source: RefSeq, a predicted model, not a curated record